AUUUUACAUAGAAGGGGGUGGGAUUUGAGUCAAUUUGAAUGCAGGGGGUGUGACCGAGCCUCGCUGUCUAUAUAAAGGGCGGCGCGGAACCACCCCCUUCCCAGUCCGCCAGCGAGCUCUGAACGUCUCAGGGUCCAAAGGGUGACAAUCCCGGCGCUCAGAGCUCCAGGCUUUGGUGGUCCCGGUGCUCGGAGGUCCCAGCAGAGCCACAGCCGCCGAGACAACCCCCAGGCAACCCCCCCCGUCCUGCGCCCCCAGCCCAGCUUUUGAGCCCACCAUGAAAGCCAUCAGCCCGGUGCGCUCCGUGCGGAGCUGCUACGAGGCCGUUUGCUGCCUGUCGGAGCAGAGUUUUGCCAUCGCCCGGGGCAGCCACAACAAGAGCCCGGCCUUGGAAGAGCCCAUGAACUUGCUGUACGAUAUGAACGACUGCUAUUCCAAGUUGCGGGAGCUGGUGCCGGGCAUCCCGCAAGGCACCAAGGUGAGCCAGGUGGAGAUCCUGCAGCACGUCAUCGACUACAUCUUCGACCUCCAGAUCGUGCUGGAGGAAGGGGCCAAGGGCCGCGACCCCUCCUCCGAGGCCACCCUGUUCUCCCUUAAGGCGGCCGAACUCGCUUCUGAACUCUGCUCCAAAGACGAGAGAAGUUUGUGUCACUAACGGCUCCUCCAUCAGGUGAGUGUCCCCA
Messenger RNA from Empidonax traillii (willow flycatcher), 683 nucleotides. It is a transcript of the gene ID3, whose product is annotated as inhibitor of DNA binding 3, HLH protein. The record is from RefSeq and is a predicted model, not a curated record. NCBI's taxonomy places the organism in Eukaryota, Metazoa, Chordata, Aves, Passeriformes, Tyrannidae. Bases 278 to 655 code for a protein of 125 amino acids. The transcript has 2 exons. Gene Ontology annotation, molecular function: transcription regulator activity; protein dimerization activity. Gene Ontology annotation, biological process: cell differentiation; circadian regulation of gene expression; negative regulation of transcription by RNA polymerase II. Gene Ontology annotation, cellular component: nucleus; cytoplasm.